CUUUUUUAUUUUAUUUUUUUUCUUUAUUUUAAACUUUUAUUAGCAAGUUUAAUCAUACUUCAAUUUCGCAUUUAUUUAUUUAUUUAUUUAUUUUUCCAUCAUGACAACCUGUUGUGCUAGACUGAGUAAAGUCUACAUGAUUACUACGAAUACAUUAUUUAUCUGUUUGGGUAUUGCAUUUAUCGCUUUCGGCUUAAUUGGUAUGAAAGAUGGAUUUAACGGUGCAACUCUAUUUCCAGAUAAUAUAUUUAAAUAUAUUGUCAUUUUGGGUAUUAUAAUUUGUGUUGCAGCUUUAUUUGGUAUUACAGGCGCUUAUGUGAAAAAGAAUAUAAUUACAUAUUUGUAUAUGAUUAUCAUUAUUGCAGCACUCAUCUUUCAAGUUCUUAUUGGUGUACAAAUCUACCAAAAGGCUGCUAAUUCAUCCAAAUAUUUAAGUGACUUAUGGUCAAUUGCAAGUACAAGUUAUAGAGCAAAUCUUCAAAAUCAGUUUAACUGCUGUGGUUUUCAAACAUCAAUUGAUAAUUACGCUUUAACCAAUAGGUGUCAACCUACAACAAGUUUAACAAAUCCUUUAUCUCCUUGUGCAUACAUCUUACAGCAAUAUAUUAAAAGUACAUUCUCUAAAAUAUAUUAUAUCAUAUUUGCAGCCCUUGCUUUACAAUUAUUAGCCAUGUCAAAUGCAAUUACUUUACUUUGUACAAGUGGAGAUAAAAGUUAUGAUGACGAAGAAGAAAGACGUAAACGCAGAAAAUCGGGUAUUCGAUUAGAUGAUAUGACAGUGGAUACACCUACUACUUUAGUAGGUUCUCCUAUUGAUGAACAUAAAUAUUACGAUGAUUAUUAUCGUAAUGGUAAUAAUAAUAGUCGAUAUGAUAGCUAUGAUAUGUAUCGAUAUAAUAAUGAUUAUAAUCAGCACCAUCAUCAUCAUGAUAAUAAUAGAGGAAAUACCUAUUACUAAAUUAGUAAACUAC
Messenger RNA from Cokeromyces recurvatus, 971 nucleotides. Its product is annotated as Tetraspanin family-domain-containing protein. The transcript is spliced from 4 exons. Bases 101 to 958 code for a protein of 285 amino acids. The record is from RefSeq and is a predicted model, not a curated record. Lineage: Eukaryota; Fungi; Mucoromycota; Mucoromycetes; Mucorales; Mucoraceae. Gene Ontology annotation, cellular component: membrane.